Messenger RNA from Leguminivora glycinivorella, 1777 nucleotides. Its product is annotated as retinol dehydrogenase 14. The transcript has 4 exons. Bases 63 to 1175 code for a protein of 370 amino acids. Lineage: Eukaryota; Metazoa; Arthropoda; Insecta; Lepidoptera; Tortricidae. The record is from RefSeq and is a predicted model, not a curated record.
UUCCGCUAUGUAAUAAUAUCAUUCGUCUUUAAUAGUUAUUUAAAUAAGUGAAAGUGUUAAAAAUGUGCGAUGGCUGUGCAGGGCCGUUUUUGUACUUAUUUGGGAUCAAGCAGUUCUCAAUAUGGGUGUUUCUGAACAUGAUCGUCGCCGAAGCCUGGAGGUCCAGCUACCUUUUCUGGGUGUUCCCGCUCCUCAUAGUCCUGGUGAUCCUCGCCGUGCUCGGGAUUUUCACAGUUCUGCUCGGCAUCAGGCUAUACGCACAACUGACCUGUGGCCGCUACCGCGGUAAAGCCAGGAUGGACGGCAAGACGGUCAUCGUGACUGGUUGCACCAGCGGCAUUGGCCGGGAAACGGCCAAGGAGUUGGCCAAACGAGGGGCCACUGUCAUCAUGGCUUGUCGGAAUAUUGAAGCAGCGGAGAAGGUUAAAGAGAAAAUCAUCGAUGCCACAAAGAACUCCAAAGUUGAAGUGAAGAAGCUGGACCUCAGCUCUUUCUCUUCCAUCCGCGCUUUCGCCGAAGACAUCAACAAAAACGUCCAAAAACUGGACGUUCUCAUCCACAACGCUGGUUACGCCGAAACCUUCAAGAGGGACAAGUCUCAAGAUGACAUCGAACUGACCAUGGCCACGAAUCAUUAUGGUCCUUUUUUGCUAACACAUCUACUCAUUGAUUUGUUAAAGAAAAGCGCUCCAUCAAGGAUUAUCGUCGUUGCUUCUUCCUUGUACCGUUUAGCUACGUUUAACCUUGAAAACCCUAACCCAACUUCAACUUUACCAGGAUAUCUUUACUAUGCUUCAAAAGAAGCAAACAUCCUCUUCACCAAAGAACUUUCCAGACGUUUAGAAGGUACAGGAGUUACAGCCAACUGUCUCCAUCCUGGCAUGAUCGACAGUGGAAUCUGGAGGUCUGUCCCCGCGCCUCUAAGCUGGGGUCUCUGGGCUAUUAACAAAUGCUUCUUCAAGACUCCGUUCCAGGGUUGUCAGACGUCAGUGAUGUUGGCUGUGGAUGAGCAGCUUGAGAAGGUCACUGGGAAGUAUUAUUCGGACUGUGCUGAGAGCGCGUUGUCGGAAUCUGUGUCUGAUCCUCAGAGGGCGAGGAAGUUGUGGGAAGUGUCCGAGAAGAUGGUAAAACUUGAGGAGAGUGAUCCGAAGAUUGAAGCUGGAGUGCAGCAGUAAGAGGAAAUUUUAAAAACACUCCCAAAAUAAGGCAUUAUCGUGAUCUUUCACGUAAUGUCAUUGGGAAUUUUUGACUCAAUUUUCUUUGGAAAAUAUAACUGCAAAGAUUGUGACUCCGGCACACUCUUUUGGAUUGUGUAUCAUUGAAUUGACCAAUGGAUGUUCAAUAUGAUAUCAGUCAAAUACAAUCAUGGCUACUGGUCACAUGGCGACCACACCGUUCUUUUGAUGUCCGACACAUUUUAAGGACUCUUCUUGUCUUUGUUCAAUUUGUUAUUUGAACUCUAUACGAUAUGUGUUAAACAUUUCUAUGAAUUUAAUUUUAUGUCCAAAGCUUCACACCGUUAUUAGAUUGCUCAAAUAGCUUUUUUAUGUGAAAUAUUUAUAUUUUAACCUUGGACGACUAAAAUUAGUCUUUUGUCUAAAAAAAGUACAAUAUUAUAGAAGUUUCAUUACAUGUUAUAAGCAUUAAUUUUCAAUACUUGACCAAGCAAAAUUAGGUACAAUUACGCUAAGUUUGUAAUAAGUAAUAAGAUAAUAACUUAUUUUUGGAAGUAUUUUAUUUACAUUAAGGUGUUUUAUUUUUGCAAUAAACGUUUUUA